AGCGCCAACGUUCUGUUUGUGAUGAGGCGGGAAAUGGCGCCCGAACAGUCGGCUCAUCCGUGACUCGUUAGCCGCUGAGCGACGGACGCAGCUGGCUGGCGGACGACCACGGCUCCACUACCAUCGGGUGGCCGCCACGGUCGCGGGCGACGUUGACAGCGCUUCGGCGGAGUUUUACCGAGCUUCCAUUUACCGUCGAUUUUUCUAUGUGACGUUGGAGCAUGAUGAAGCUGAGAGUGCGUAAAGCUCCUCAGCAGCUGAACAGAGGCCGUCGAACGCACCCGUCCCAGCCCAAACGGAAGCACGGUGAAGUGGAGCCGUCCCCGGUGAGAGGCCGAGGCAGAAUGCAGAAGAACGACACUGGCCUGUUCUCCACGAUAAAGAAAUUCAUCCGAGGAAAUGCUGUAAAGGCGGAGCAGGACAUUCCAGCCAAGAGAAGUCGCACUGAUUGUAACUCUGACAAUGAUCUGAUCACUUCAACACCACAGACCAGAGGUCUCUCUAACAAAACUGUCUCCAAAGUUUGCCGGAAAACUCAAAGUAAAGACACGGCGAGCUGCAACAAUAAACCUAUAAAGCCCAACGGUAAACUAGAGGCCCCUGUUGACUCUUCAAGUAGCCCUCCACGUACCACGCUACUGGGAACCAUCUUCUCUCCAGUCUUCAACUUUUUCUCACCAGCAACUAAAACUGCCACUCCAGGCUCAGAUUCUCCGGGCCAAGCAGUCGAGGCAGAGGAAAUCAUGAAGCAGCUGGACAUUGAGCAAGCAGAAGAAAUGCCAAGCAGCACUCUGACGUCCAGAGAAGGGAUCCCUCAGUGUCACACUGUCCCAAUGUUAUCGCAGAGGCUUCAGAUCACCUCUGACACAACCAUAGAAGGAGAGAUCGUAACUGAAACAGACAUACCCCCGUUAACAGCUCCUGGGUGUAUGCCAGACGGCAGCUAUCCACACUCACUACCCUCAGCACCAGCUGAAACCUCAUAUGAGGAGGACUGGGAAGUUUUCGACCCGUACUUCUUCAUCAAGCAUGUUCCUCCGCUGACAGAAGAACAGUUGACACGGAAACCAGCUUUACCACUAAAAACACGCAGCACGCCUGAGUUCUCUCUAGUCUUGGAUCUGGAUGAAACUCUGGUUCACUGCAGUUUGAACGAGUUAGAAGAUGCAGCGCUGACAUUCCCUGUCCUCUUUCAAGAUGUAAUAUACCAGGUGUACGUUCGACUGAGGCCCUUUUUUCGAGAGUUUCUUGAGCGCAUGUCUCAGUUCUACGAGAUCAUUCUCUUCACGGCCUCAAAGAAAGUCUAUGCUGAUAAGUUGCUCAACAUCCUGGAUCCAAAAAAACAGUUAGUAAGACAUAGACUAUUUCGAGAGCACUGUGUUUGUGUUCAAGGAAACUAUAUUAAAGACCUGAACAUUCUUGGGCGGGAUCUUUCAAAAACAGUAAUAAUCGACAACUCACCACAAGCCUUUGCUUAUCAGCUUUCCAAUGGAAUCCCGAUUGAGAGCUGGUUUGUGGAUAGAAACGACAACGAGCUUCUAAAGCUCGUUCCUUUCCUGGAGAAACUCGUGGAGCUGAACGAAGACGUCAGGCCACACAUCCGAGAACAGUUUCGUUUGCACGACCUCCUUCCUCCAGACUGA
Molecule: messenger RNA, 1643 nt
Organism: Nematolebias whitei (Rio pearlfish)
Lineage: Eukaryota; Metazoa; Chordata; Actinopteri; Cyprinodontiformes; Rivulidae
Gene: ctdspl2a
Product: CTD (carboxy-terminal domain, RNA polymerase II, polypeptide A) small phosphatase like 2a
Exons: 13
Coding region: 222-1643 (473 amino acids)
Molecular function (GO): phosphoprotein phosphatase activity
Source: RefSeq, a predicted model, not a curated record